GUUAUCCUCUUCAUUACAAGCAAGAUGUCUUCGUUGACUGCUAUUGUGCCGCUUACUAUUACAUCUAAGGCAUCUCCAGGCAAAACAGAUGUGCAUGGUGGAAAACUUCAAUUUGCUCAAUCUGGUCUAGUGAAGCAUGUUACACGAUCUCCAUGUUUUCAAAGCAGAAAGCCCAUCUCAGAUUUUAUUCGAUUGCAGUCUGCCACAGUAAUAUGUGCAGCUGCUUUGAACGCGAAGUGUGGUGCAGAGCAAACCCAGACUGUUACACGCCAGGCACCAACAUCAGUAAUUACCAAUGCUCCCAUUCAAGGCAAGGAAAAAUCACCGGAGCUUGAUGAUGGGGGGACUGGAUUACCACCUCGUGAUGACGAUGGUGGUGGCGGUGGAGGUGGCGGUGGAGGAGGUUGGAAGGGAGGAUUUUUCUUUUUUGGCUUUCUUGCAUUUCUGGGCCUCUUGAAGGAUCAAGAAAACGAGGGGCCUUAUAGGGAAGAGAGGAGAAGAUGAAUGGACUAUAAAGCAGCUCUCUAGUCAGUUGUGUAAUAUUUUUUCUCCACCCUUCCUGUAUCAAAGUAUCUACAUUGUUGCAAC
Messenger RNA from Telopea speciosissima, 588 nucleotides. Its product is annotated as protein FERTILITY RESTORER RF2, mitochondrial. Gene Ontology annotation, cellular component: chloroplast. Lineage: Eukaryota; Viridiplantae; Streptophyta; Magnoliopsida; Proteales; Proteaceae. Gene Ontology annotation, biological process: thylakoid membrane organization; chloroplast organization. The record is from RefSeq and is a predicted model, not a curated record. The transcript is spliced from 4 exons. Bases 25 to 504 code for a protein of 159 amino acids.